AUCUCUUAACCAUUUUAUACUUCCUGGCUCAGAUUUAUCACCUGGAUAUCUUACUAGGGAAAGAUAAACAUGUAUUUAAGACACAAAGAAACCUUUUAUAAAUAACCAUCAUUUCAUUGUAGUCUUAACACAGCAUGCAUUGUUGCCUAAAUUCAUUUUAUUAUUUGGUAAGGACACAAGUUUGAGUUAUUUCAGACUGUGAUAUACAAUAUUUUCAUAUAAAAUGAUAAAUGAUUAAAAUUUCUUUCUGUAGGCUACAGAGAGUGAAGUAGGAGAUGUAGAUUUAACACGUCUUCCAGAAGGACCUGUUGAUUCUGAGGAUGAAGAAGAAGAAGAGGAAGAGAUUGAUCGAACAGAUCCAUUGCAGGGGCGAGAUCUUGUUCGAGAAUGUCUUGAAAAAGAACCUGCAGACAAAACUGAUGAUGACAUUGAACAAUUACUUGAAUUUAUGCACCAGCUUCCUGCUUUUGCAAACAUGACCAUGUCUGUAAGGAGAGAGCUCUGCUCAGUGAUGAUUUUUGAAGUGGUGGAUCAGGCUGGAGCUAUUAUUCUUGAGGAUGGGCAAGAGCUUGAUUCAUGGUAUGUCAUUUUAAAUGGCACUGUAGAAAUUAAUCAUCCAGAUGGAAAAGUUGAAAAUCUCUUUAUGGGAAAUAGUUUUGGAAUUACUCCCACUCUUGAUAAGCAGUACAUGCGUGGUAUUGUCAGAACUAAAGUAGAUGAUUGUCAGUUUGUCUGCAUAGCCCAGCAGGAUUAUUGGAGAAUUUUAAAUCAUGUGGAAAAAAAUACCCAUAAAGUUGAAGAAGAAGGAGAAAUUGUUAUGGUGCAUGAGCACCGCGAAUUAGACCGGAGCGGAACCAGGAAAGGACACAUCGUAAUCAAGGCAACACCUGAGCGUCUCAUUAUGCAUUUAAUAGAAGAACAUUCCAUUGUGGACCCAACUUAUAUAGAAGAUUUCUUAUUAACUUAUAGGACAUUUCUUAAAAGUCCUUUGGAUGUUGGAAUCAAGCUUUUGGAAUGGUUUAAGAUUGACAGCUUAAGGGAUAAGGUGACACGGAUUGUAUUAUUAUGGGUAAAUAAUCAUUUUAAUGAUUUUGAAGGUGAUUCUGCUAUGACUCAGUUUCUGGAAGAAUUUGAAAAAAAUCUGGAAGAUACAAAAAUGAAUGGUCAUCUUAGGUUAUUGAAUAUCGCCUGUGCUGCAAAGGCUAAGUGGAGACAGGUUGUGCUACAAAAGGCUUCUCGAGAGUCACCUUUGAAUUUCAGCCUUAAUGGAGGAAGUGAGAAGGGAUUUGGUAUUUUUGUUGAAGGAGUAGAACCUGGUAGCAAAGCUGCUGAUGCAGGACUGAAACGUGGUGAUCAGAUAAUGGAAGUAAAUGGACAGAAUUUUGAGAAUAUUACAUUUGCAAAGGCCCUUGAAAUUUUGAGGAAUAAUACUCAUCUUGCACUAACUGUGAAGACCAAUAUUUUUGUAUUCAAAGAGUUGCUUAGUAGGAUUGAACAAGAGAAAUAUGGUGUUCCUCAUAUUCCAAAAAUUGCUGAAAAAAAAAGUAAUCGGCAUUCAAUUCAAGAUGUCCCAGGAGAUAUUGAACAGACAUCACAGGAGAAAGGAAAUAAGAAAGUUAAAGCAAAUACUGUUUCAGGUGGAAGAAACAAAAUCAGGAAAAUUCUGGAUAAAACAAGAUUUAGUAUCUUGCCUCCAAAGCUAUUUAGUGAUGGAGGCCUGAGCCAAUCACAAGAUGACAGCAUUGUGGGAACAAGGCAUUGUAGACACAGCCUAGCUAUAAUGCCUAUUCCUGGAACACUCUCAUCCAGUAGCCCUGAUCUCCUACAGCCUACUACCAGCAUAUUGGACUUUUCCAAUCCUUCAGCUGUUGGUUUUUACUAUAUUCCUGAUCAAGUUAUAAGAGUUUUCAAAGCAGAUCAACAAAGUUGCUACAUUAUCAUCAGUAAAGACACUACAGCUAAAGAAGUAGUUUGUCAUGCUGUUCAUGAAUUUGGUUUGACUGGUGCAUCCGACACAUAUUCUCUUUGUGAAGUUUCUGUUACUCCAGAGGGUGUCAUAAAGCAGAGAAGACUUCCUGACCAGUUCUCCAAAUUAGCUGAUAGAAUUCAACUCAAUGGAAGGUAUUAUUUAAAAAAUAAUAUGGAAACAGAAACUUUAUGUUCAGAUGAAGAUGCUCAAGAACUAGUUAAAGAAAGCCAAUUAUCCAUGCUGCAGCUCAGUACCAUUGAGAUGGCCACCCAAUUAUCAAUGAGGGACUUCGAUUUAUUUCGUAAUAUUGAGCCUACUGAAUAUAUUGAUGACCUUUUUAAGUUGGAUUCCAAAACAGGAAAUACUCACUUGAAAGAGUUUGAGGACAUUGUAAACCAAGAGACAUUCUGGGUUGCCUCAGAGAUUUUAACCGAAUCAAAUCAACUCAAACGAAUGAAAAUUAUUAAGCAUUUUAUUAAAAUUGCACUUCAUUGUCGAGAAUGUAAGAACUUCAAUUCCAUGUUUGCAAUAAUAAGUGGCUUGAACUUGGCACCUGUAGCACGACUCAGAGGUACUUGGGAAAAGUUACCAAGCAAAUAUGAGAAACAUCUCCAAGAUCUACAAGACCUUUUUGAUCCAUCUAGAAACAUGGCAAAAUAUAGAAAUAUUCUUAGUAGUCAAAGUAUGCAGCCUCCAAUUAUUCCACUGUUCCCUGUUGUCAAGAAGGAUAUGACAUUUCUACAUGAAGGAAAUGACUCCAAAGUAGAUGGUUUAGUAAACUUCGAGAAGCUAAGAAUGAUUGCCAAGGAAAUCCGUCAAGUUGUUCGAAUGACUUCUGCUAAUAUGGACCCAGCUAUGAUGUUUCGACAGAGGAAGAAGAGGUGGCGGAGUCUGGGGUCACUCAGUCAAGGCAGCACAAAUUCAAACAUGCUGGAUGUUCAGGGAGGUGCUCACAAAAAAAGGACACGCCGCAGCUCUCUGCUCAAUGCCAAGAAGCUGUAUGAGGAUGCCCAAAUGGCAAGGAAAGUAAAGCAGUAUCUUUCUAGUCUGGAUGUAGAGACAGAUGAGGAGAAGUUCCAGAUGAUGUCAUUGCAGUGGGAGCCUGGAUAUGGUACCUUGACCAAGAAUUUAAGUGAGAAAAGAUCUGCCAAGUCAUCUGAAAUGUCCCCAGUGCCUCUGAGGUCAGCUGGCCAAACAGCUAAAGCCCACUUACAUCAGUCCCACAGAGUAAGCCAGGUUCUUCAGGUACCAGCUGUUAAUUUGCACCCCAUCAGGAAGAAGGGACAAGCAAGAGACCCUACAUUGAGUUCAAGUUUACCUCAGAAAGUUUUAGGACCAACCGAAGAAAUAAGUGGUAAGAAACAUACAGAAGACACUGUGUCUGUGGCAUCAUCUUUACAUUCUAGUCCUCCUGCAUCUCCUCAAGGUUCCCCUCGCAAAGGUUAUGCACUUAUACCAUCAGCUAAAUCGGACAACUUGUCGGACUCCAGCCAUAGCGAGAUCUCUUCACGGUCCAGCAUCGUGAGCAAUUGUUCUGUUGACUCCAUGUCUACAACUCUACAGGAUGAACGAUGUUCUCAGACCAUGGCAAUCCCUGAAUCCACUGGGACAUUGGAAAAGACAGAGCACUCCUCAGGGAUAGGAGACCAUACUCAGCUUGGUCCUGGGUGGAUGCUUUCAAAACCAUCUUUAAUCAAGGGUUUAGCUGUCUCAGCUUCUAUGAGCAAUGAAGAGAUUUCUCAUGAGCAUGUUGUUAUUGAAGCAGCUGAUAGUGGUCGUGGAAGUUGGACUUCCUGUUCAAGCAGCUCCCAUGACAACUUUCAGAGCCUUCCAAACCCAAAAAGCUGGGACUUUUUGAACUCCUAUAGGCAUACUCAUUUGGAUGAUCCCAUUGCUGAAGUGGAACCCACUGACUGUGAGCCCUACUCCUGUCCUAAAGGCUGCUCUAGAACUUGUGGCCAGUGUAAGGGAAACCUAGAGACUAAUCAGUUGAGACAAAGUUGGGCCUCCUCCAGUUCUCUCUCUGAUACAUAUGAACCAAAUUAUGGGACAGUUAAACGGAGAGUAUUGGAGAGCAUCCCCACUGAGUCAUCUGAUAGCUUGGACCCAAAGGAUGCCACUGACCCAGUUUAUAAAACUGUCACUUCAAGCACAGAAAAGGGCUUGAUUGUGUACUGUGUAACUUCACCCAAGAAGGAUGAUAGGUAUAGGGAGCCACCUCCUACUCCUCCAGGAUAUAUGGGAAUUUCUUUAGCGGACAUAAAAGAAGGACCCCACCUGCACCUAAAACCUCCAGAUUAUAGUGUGGCAGUGCAAAGGUCAAAGAUGAUGCAUAACAGCCUUUCUAGACUGCCACCAGCUUCUCUCAGUAGCAGCCCUGUGGCGUGUGUUCCAUCGAAGAUUGUAACUCAGUCUCAGAGGCAUAAUUUGGAGCCAUCCCAUCCUAAACUAGCAGAUGUGACUGAUGCAGAUAGUGAAGCAGAUGAAAAUGAACAGGUGUCAGCUGUCUGACCAUUGGAUGACCCUUUUGAAGACCACCAAAAGUUUUGAAGAAGUGGACAGAAACCCUGAUGAUUCUGCAGGUCAUUGCCAACAAAUAGCUUACUGCUACUAACCCAGAGGUUUCAUUCCUUAUACUAUGAGCAGUGAGAUAGACCUGAGUGGUACUUGCUUUCAUUUAAUCUCUGAAGAUGCAGUUUCCUCAGCUAUUAAUGCUGUGCCUGGAUACCAUUCUGCACUUUGUACACCAUACCUGCCUUGGGACCACAUUACAGAACCAAUCCAAACUCAAGAGUCAUCCCCAUGUAUAUCACUGUAGAUUUUCCUUUCACAAAUUAUUUUAAAGGUAGUGGUAUUGUUAUUUCCAAGCCAUAGCUUGGACUAAAGGACAAAUUCAAAAUGUCUGCCAAUAUCAAGCUUUCUCUUGUAUAUUUAAAAAGUAAUUUAUUAUUUAAAGUGUUGUGAUUUUGUUUGUAUGUGGGAGCCAUUGUUAGAUGAUGUUUGUUUGAGGUGAUAAAACUGUCUCUGGUCUGACUAAACAGAAGUCAUCUUUGUAAAGAUGCUGUGCUUGAUCUAUAUGGAGAUGUAACUUGAUCUGAGCACCAAUGUGAUGGGGGGGGGCGGGGGACGGGUUCAGUUUGAGUAAACUAAGAAGCCCUUUGCAGUGGAAAUGUUAGGAACCUUCUAGAUCAUGGUGUGAAAUGAAGUUGCCACAGGGUUUCUUGUCAGACCUUUGGGAAAGGGGAGGGGAGGUAAAAUGAUAGGUGGAACCUUAAUUUCCAAAGACUAAUUCUUUCUGAAGUGAAAGUCAUGCUGCAUCUAAUUAUAAACUAAAAGUAAACCUAAUAGAGAAUGAGUUCUAGAGAAUUCUACUCUAAGGAAACCCUAAACUAAAAUUUCUGACAACUCAAGUAUGGAGUUCAUUUUUAAAAGAAGUAUAAUCAUAGAUGUUGUAAUCAUGAAGAUGAAUUUGCCCUUAUGCAUUGUCCUGCUACAUAUCCCACAUCUCUCAGCACAAAUUGCAUCUAAUCUUAAUAAAACAUGCAGCUCUGAGCCAUCUCAGUAAAGCUCAGUAGCCCACCAAGGUACAUAACUGGUUGAAAACUCUGUGGGAGAAAGAGGAGCUAGAAAUGUAAAAAUGAUUGUCUCUUGGUUCUCAUUUUAGCCCUUGAGGGACGUAGCUUUCUGGCCUCUUGGGCAUGGCAUUCUUAAUUUAAAUAUUUAAUUAAAAUUCCAGUGACUAUUUGCUGUAUGAAGUAGAUUUUUCACAUUUUUUACAAAUUAAAUAUAAUGUUUUCUACUUGUAUUUAAAUUUUUUUCAUUUGUUUUUUAAUGUAAAGGCAAAUGGGAUUUUCAUAAACUUCUGUGAUAACCAAAAAAAAAAAAAAAGGAAGAAAAGGAGGGGAGAAAAAAAAGCCAAAGCCAUUAAGGUGCACUAUCCAAAUCAACUUGGAGCCUAAGGAUUUACUUCAAAAUGGUUCUCCAUAUGUGACCAUAUAGGAUUUAGUUAGUGACUUCUUUUUUAAGAAUCUGUAUUUUUUUCCUAGCUUUCUUUCUCUCUUAUUUUCUUGCCUGUCUCCUUUAUUAAAAUUAUAAAUGAAUUCCAGGUGAUAAAUCAUAGCAAUUCAUUUUUCCCAUCAAAAUGAUGAUCUCCUGGGGGGGGGGGUGGGACAUUAAGCUGAAACUUAAGCCUUAGAGAUUAACCCCAGUAUGUUAAAAUAAAGCUAGAUGGCUUCAUAGCUUUCUUGGUUCUUUGAAGAGAAAAGUGAAUCAAAAAUCCUGGCUUGAAAGUCACACUCUAGUAAUUUGGUCUAUAAAUAGUGGUUCUCUGAUUAUAAAUUUUUUAUUCUGUGAUUUACAUAACAUCCUUUUUGUGUCCUCAGCAAAAAAAAAGAAAGAAAGAUAUUUUUGCUAUAACCACCUUUUUAUCAAGUUUGGGUAUUUAUUCUCACCAUUUUAUAUCCAUUACUCCAGAAAAAAAAUAUGUGCUAUUUGCACAGCAUCUGUUUAUUUAGCAGGUCUUUCAAACCAAAUGGAAGCCUUACUGUGUUUGUUCUUAGUGGUGUAAAUAAUACCUUGCUCAGAGAGUUGAGGCCUGUGGUUUUGGACUUGCACCAUGUAGCUGCCUUUGUUGUAUUUAGCUUUAACUGUGAGUGGAUCAGCUGAUCACAUUGAUCAGGAACUAAAACCAAAUGCUUUGUAGUUUGAUAAGUAUAAAUCCCUUACAAAAUCAUGAACUAUUGACUUCUUUCAAAAUUUAGGGUACAUUUCUCAGUCUUGUCUUAGUUUCUUAUAUGACUAGAAUGGGGAAGCCUUAACCUGUCCUUGCUCCAGUUCCAAAUCCCUUUUUGUGUUUGUUUUAUAAAUUUAAACUUCAUUGAAAAGACUAGUGCCCACUCUUCCCACCACAACUCUACAUCUGCCAAAACUUGUAAAACAGUAAACCUUGAGUGUAAACUUUUGCCAAAUGUUAAAUUUCAGCAGAAUCUCUUCUUAUGCAAGAUUUGGAGAAUUAGUAAAUCCAGUAUAUAGUUCCAUUAAAGUUUAUUGUAAUUAACAGAUUCUCAUUUCCUCGAAUAAUGAUUUCAAGAUGAUCUUUGGGGAGAAGAAUCUUUUAAUGGUGAUAAGUUUUCGUGAAGGUGAUAAGUCAGAUAGAUCAUUGUCAUCUAUGUCACCUUCCUGAGCAUCUCUCCUAGACAGGAAAUGCAGCAGUAAUCAUGGGGAUUUCUAAGAAUGAACUUAGAAAUGUGUUAUUUAUAAAAUAUUCUUUCCCCUGCCCCACCCCCCAAAAAAGUGGAGCAGGGGGAGUUUCUUUGUAUAGUUAAAACAGUGAUUGUUAUUUGGAUACAAAAUAUUAUGUUAAAGUGUUUGUAUCCCUUGAGCAUUACUUAAAGGCUAGGGAAAAAAAAGGAUGACUCUUCAGAAAAGUGUCAAAUACAUUUUUUAAAUUUAAACUUGAACCCCAAUUCAUCUUUAGCUUUUGUUGUGCUUCUUUUAAGGCUUCUUUAUUUUUGAUAUACAGAAUGCGGUUACACUUGAUCUUUUAAAUUGAAACGGUAAGCUUAUCAGCAAAAGACAAAAACAAAAUUGCACCAUUGUAAUUAUCAAAAUAGCAACUAUACUGCACAAUUCAGUGAUUGUAAGGUAUCCUAUAACAAGCAAUGUUUGUCUCCUAUUUUUUGAUACCUCUUAAACUUAUGUCUUUUAGAAAGACAGUGCCUCUGUAUGCUUUUUGUAUUUUUACUGAGUGUAAAUAUUUGUUAUAUUUUUGGUUAAGAGAAUGUAAAAGUACCAUUUAUUAUUACCAUAUCUACUGAUAACAUUGGUGGAAUCAAUAAAGAGUCUACAUUAA
Molecule: messenger RNA, 7820 nt
Organism: Marmota monax (woodchuck)
Lineage: Eukaryota; Metazoa; Chordata; Mammalia; Rodentia; Sciuridae
Gene: Rapgef6
Product: Rap guanine nucleotide exchange factor 6
Exons: 23
Coding region: 449-4480 (1343 amino acids)
Biological process (GO): Ras protein signal transduction; positive regulation of GTPase activity
Cellular component (GO): endocytic vesicle; apical plasma membrane; plasma membrane
Molecular function (GO): guanyl-nucleotide exchange factor activity; protein binding
Source: RefSeq, a predicted model, not a curated record